GUGGCGGUGAAAGGACGCAGAGAUGGGAGAUCUCGUUCGCGAGUGAUCUCCUCCCACGGCUCUUUUUUUUUUUUUUUUUCUUAAAAUUCGAAACAAGGAACCAGUGCCACACCUGGAAGUGUCCCGGAAGGUGCCGACCGUAAAGUCUCCCGUUCGACGCCGCGAGAUUGGGUCAGCCGUGCCUGUGCGAGAGACCACAAUGGAGCAUCGACUUGACUACACUACCGCAUGACUUUGCUGGCGGGCUCACCGUGGAUGUGGCAGCCAUAAUUCUGAAAAAGGAGGAACUGUCUGCAAGAUUGAAGAGCAACUUCCCUGUGUCCGGAAAGAAUUAGAUGCCCAGAUAAACGAGGAAACGCGUCCGUACGAGCCUGACAACGCCGGUGAAUGAUGUUGUCCAGAUCCAGAUGAGUAUUCGUUCUCCAAAUCUCUCUCUCAGCCAUGGAGCUGUGGAUUAACAGAGGAAAAGAGAAUUCAUACAAAACUUAUCUGAGUGUAGUUUCAGGAAAUGUUUCUUAGUAAAUAUGAAUGAUCAUAUUCAUUCUCGUUCUUUUAUGAGUCUUGAAAAGCAUUUCAGAAGAAUGAUUUUAGUAUAAAAAACGUGAACGAGGAUUAAUAGAGAGAAAGGGAAUUUAUACAAAACAUAUCUGAGUGUGGUUUCAGGAGAUGUUUCUUAGUAAAUAUGAAGAUCAUAUUCGUUCUCGUUCUUUUAUGAGUGUGUCAUGAAAACACGUCUUGAAAAAGCAUUUCAGAAGAAUGAUUUUAGUAUGAAAAAGUGAGUGUCUUUUGUCUCUCUUAUAUGAAAAGCAAGACAGACCAUAUAUUACGCAAACCAUGCCUUCCUAGGAUUGUGGGAAGGGCUUGGCGUAAGCCGGCCGUAAUUCUAGAUUGCUAGAGGGAGUGCUUGUACCAAGAGGCUCCUCCUCCGGGAGGGGGUGGGGGUCAUCAUCUUCACCUACAAUGGCAGCCGGCUUCAAGUAGCAGACCGAGAACCCUUCCGGGCCACUCUGAAGGCAGAGCUGGUAUUAUCCUGGAAGGCCAGACCUGGAAGGAUGUCCGCGACUUGAGCGAGUUGAAACCGAAACUUCUCGGCGCGUGUUCGAAUAUAGGACCUGCAGCGGCCUCUGCAGGUUCGAGGUCGUUUGUGUUUUAGAAAUAGCCUCGUCAUGUGUUUGGGUGAAUACACGACCCUGGAAAACCACAACAAACUCUAGUAGGUGUUUUACGUCGCUAGCAAAGCGCCCUUACUCCACUCGUUAAACUCAUUAUGCAAAGUACAAGUUAUCUAAAGAGGAAGAAAAUGACCCUCCAUAUCCUAGCGGGCAUCAUUUACUGGAAGCUGAAGACCUUAUGAAGCCGUGAGCGAAACAAUGGCCAUUUUAUGACAAAAGCUUCCGUUUUUCUUUUGUUGACGAAUUCGUUUGUGCGUGCGAGACGGAAACAGCGCUGCUUAUGCUUGUGUGGUGUUUGUUAAUUAAGUCUUCACUCCAUUUAUGUAUAGUUGUUUUUUAGCCUUCAGUGAAGAACGCUACGAAAUAUGCCUGUGAAUUGUUGCGUGUCUCAUAUUCAAAUUAAGCAAUAAGGUACAUUCGUUAGACUUGACUUUAAAAAAUAAAAAAAAAGCAUAUCUCGAUGUUCAACACUUUCGCCUCAGGGGACAGACAGAACUGACUUAAUCCGUAGAUUCGUGUGACCGAGAAAGGCUUUUGGCACUGCUCAUUUGAGACGAGGAGACAAGAGGAGCAUCCCUCUCCCUCCGCUGAUGCUGUGGGAAUAUAGUAGAUUCCAUCUCCCGCAAGUGGAAUUCCGACCGCCAUGGUCCCCCACACUUCGAGUUCGAUAUCUACUACGUCGUUGCUCCUCCCGUCGAGGCCCUGGGUGUUGUGACGUCAUGAAUGGCACGGAUCUGGCGGGUGGGCUUGAGACUGACUUGAGUGGGGCUGCCCUCAAUGCCACCGGAGUGCCCUUCACGUUCGGGAACCUUAGUCUUUUGGCCCCUUCGGUUACUUCUAGCUGGGAAGGCGUGACCCUGGCCACGCUGCAGGUGGGCGUCCUCGUGGUGGGCGUGUUGGGUAACGUGUCCGUCGCGGCGUCGGUCUGGCGCCGGGGAUCGAGUCAACAGCAACAGCUGGCGGCCCAUCGCCACGCCCUCCUGCUCUCCCUGGCGCUGGCCGACCUCCUAGUCACUCUGCUGUGUCUGCCAGCCGCCACGACUAACCUCCUCUCCAUCAACUGGACCGCCCCGGGCAUCUUCUGCUCCCUCCUGUCGGCUGCCCAGAGCACGGCUCACGCGGCCUCCACUCUCUCUCUCUCCCUCCUGGCGCUGGAUCGCUACCUGGCGGUGCGAAGACCCAAGAUGGCUCCGAAGGUCUCGGCCGUAACGGUGCACCUGCUCGUCAUCCUGUGGGUGCUGGCGGUGCUGAUGGCGCUGCCGCGGGGCCUCAUGUCCACUCUGAGGGCCCCUGGGCCCGUGUGUGGGGAGGUGUGGCCCUCCCGCCUCCUGCGCAUCCUGUACUACACCGCCGUCGCCAUGUUGGUGCACCUGCUGCCUUGCGGAGCCGUCAUCGUCUGCCACGCGGCCGUCGCCACCUCCCUCAGGCGGCGCGGCGUCGACGACACCAAGAUGAACCUCCGCCCGCGCCAGGUCAUCAUCAUGGCGAAGGACUGCAGCGUGGGCGGCCCCAACAAUCACAAGAUCGUGGCGGCCUCCUCCAGCGGCGUCGACUCCGCCAACGAGGAGGACGGGGAGGAGGGGGAGAGAGCCGUCUUCGACUUGCACGGAGUCCAGCUCCCUCAGCUCCCGAGAGACGCCGGUCGAGGACGAGGUCCCCAGCCGCCCCCGCGCCCCGCGGCUGCGAUCAAACCGGCCAGGAACAUUCACACGAUCAUCCGCGCCCAUCGGCGGAUGCGAGUGCGGGGGCCCCCGACCGCCGCCUCCAUCUUCACCUCCUACCGGGGGCACUCCGUUGAAACUCGCAGAAGGCUGGCGCGCCUCCUCAUGAUCUUGGGAAUCGUGUUCGCCAGCUGCUGGUUGCCUUACAUCUUCGCGUUAAUGUUGUGGGCUUGGUGGGAGUGUCCCGCUACCCAGCACGCCAUGCAGGUGACUCUGGUUCUGGGCCACGCCCACUCGGCCAUCAACCCGGUGGUGUAUUGGCUCAUGAACCGCGCCUUCCUCACUUCCCUCCAUCGCCUCGUGUCUACUCAGCUGCGCUUCCCCGAAGGGUUCUCCUGCGGUGGAUGCACUCGCCCGGAUUGCCUCACGCGCCCUCCCGCGCCCCCGUGGGCUGGGAACUCCUCCACCAACGAGGACAACCUCGGAGCCUUCCACCCGAAAUACCUCAAUCCGCAUGCCCUCCGACCCCAAGCUUCGCGCUGCACCUCCCACUACUUCCACUGACGGCGCCCGUGCGUGGAUUCCCUCGACGUCGAGCGCCUGAAGGAGGUUGUCCCGUUCACCCUGCUACCUAAGGCUUCAAUCAUCUGCAAUCAUCGCGCCCCGUCGACUACUGCUUUCUGUUGCGAGGGUUUCAUGAGUAAGGUUUCCCUAAGCAAAACAAGGCUACGUUGCAGGAACCAUUAGACGUUAAGGAAUAUCAAGGUAGAUGUAAGAAUAUAUAUAU
Macrobrachium nipponense is the source of this 3620-nucleotide messenger RNA. Its product is annotated as alpha-2A adrenergic receptor-like. Gene Ontology annotation, biological process: cellular response to hormone stimulus; G protein-coupled receptor signaling pathway. The record is from RefSeq and is a predicted model, not a curated record. Gene Ontology annotation, cellular component: plasma membrane. The coding region runs from base 1763 to 3397 and encodes 544 amino acids. NCBI's taxonomy places the organism in Eukaryota, Metazoa, Arthropoda, Malacostraca, Decapoda, Palaemonidae. The transcript is spliced from 4 exons. Gene Ontology annotation, molecular function: G protein-coupled receptor activity; peptide binding.